AUGUCUCUCCCACAAACCUACAAACGGGCAGUUUUCAAAGAGCUGGGUCAUCCAUUGACAGUGGAGGAUGCCCCGCUCAAGCUACCUGGGACCAACGAACUGCUGAUUAAGGUGGAAGCUUGUGGGGUGUGCUACUCGGACAUGUACUCUCAAUACAAUGGCAUCGGCGGCGGCUUUCCCAUUGUACCAGGUCAUGAGAUUAUUGGCAAGGUCAGUGCGGUUGGCAAUCACGUUAGCAAUUGGAGUGUUGGGGAUCGUGUUGGAGCGGGUUGGCACGGUGGUCAUGACGGGACUUGCAAGGCUUGCAAGAAAGGCUGGUUCCAGAUGUGCGACAAUAAUGUGGUCAAUGGGGCGACAAAGGAAGGCGGAUACGCCGAGUACUGUAUUAUUCGCGCCGAAUCAGCUGUCCGGAUUCCGGCCAACGUCGAUGCGGCGACAUAUGCCCCCCUUCUCUGUGCUGGACUGACAGUCUUCAACUCCAUCCGCCACAUGAACAUCAAGGCUGGCGAAACAGUCGCCAUUCAGGGCUUAGGAGGCCUCGGUCAUUUAGCCAUUCAGUAUGCGAAACACAUGAAAUACCGUGUCAUCGCCAUAUCACGCGGUAACCACAAGGAGGGGGCGGCGCGUGAGCUUGGAGUGGAUGAAUUUAUUGACUCUAGUAGAGGCGACGCUGGCGAGCAGCUCGCGGCACUUGGUGGUGCUGCCCUAGCUAUUACCACUGCCUCCACUGAAGAAACUAUCACUCCCUUGCUGAAAGGCCUGGGGAUUCUGGGAAAACUACUUGUGCUCAGCUUUCCCAACAGAAUUACCUUGAAUCCCACAGAUUUGCUCAAGUAUGGCCUCUCAGUGCAUUUCUGGCCCAGUGGCCAUCAUAUUGAUGCUGAGGAGGCUAUUCAAUUCGCCGAGAACAAUAAGAUCAAGAGUGUCAUCGAGAAGUUCCCUCUUUCUCAGGCGCAGCAAGCAUUUGAUUCUAUGCUUGGUGGAAAAGUUCGCUUUCGGGCUGUCAUCACCAUGGACUAA
Penicillium longicatenatum is the source of this 1020-nucleotide messenger RNA. RefSeq lists its product as uncharacterized. Gene Ontology annotation, molecular function: oxidoreductase activity; zinc ion binding. Bases 1 to 1020 code for a protein of 339 amino acids. Lineage: Eukaryota; Fungi; Ascomycota; Eurotiomycetes; Eurotiales; Aspergillaceae. The transcript has 3 exons. The record is from RefSeq and is a predicted model, not a curated record.